CUUUCAGAUUCAAUACAUGUGACAUGAGCCGGGCUGUUUUUCUGUCCAUCAUGCGCCUGUUCAUUCUUGAUCAAACCUGGUUCUCUGGUGCCAUCAGCCAACCUCAUUCAGAUACGUUAAAUGAAUUUUAUUCCACAAUUGAAACCGCUACAGAAGAAAUCAUAAAGAAUGAACACCCCACCAAAGGACAGGCCUUUCCCACUGGAAGAACACUUGUCAAAAAAGAAAUUGCGCGAAUUGCAUUUCACCCGUUAUAUCGUGUGUCAUCGAACGGAUUGACGUCAAGCGAUAUUUCGCGCAUCAUAGCAUUUUUGUCCACGCCUGAUUACGAAGUGAGUCUUGUGGCGCUGGAAUUUUUACACAGAAUAUUUCUAAGCCACGAAGAUGGUCCAGUGGCGGAAGAACAUGUUGAUGCAAUUGUGAAAGAGCUGCUAAAACUGAUGUUGGAUUCAAAAAUCAAGGGAGAAUGUUUAGCAAUGGUGAGUCAAGGAUGGUAAAUUAUCCAGUGUGGUUUGCAUGUUUGGCCGGGGCAGGAUUAGAAGUUCCUUUUUAUGUUGCCAGAUUGGAGAAAACAGUUAGAUAUGUCAGACAAAGCAGCCUAUUUUUGAGAUUUUGGUUACAGUAUAAACUAGUUAUUCAGUUUUCUAUAUACAAUAAAGGAUAAAAAAUAAUUUAGUGCAAAGCUCAAAUUUCAAGUUAAAUAUGAUGACAUACCAUAAACUUUAUUUUUUUCAUUGUAGCUGUACAAAUGUCUUUCUCUUGUGCCCCAGUUACUGAGGUUUCCAUGGCGGUUGGAUGGUCAGCGAUUAGUGCAAUUUAAUGAGGUAGUACUAACAGAAUUGCAGACAUUUUCUACAAUCCAGGUUUAAGAUAUUUCCAUUCGUUUAAUGUGCAUGCAUGACACUUAUGCAUGCAUACAUUAAAUUAUGUAGCUAUAGUUUUUAUCAUGGUAGUUCUCUUUUCAACAUUGAAAGAGACAGUUGUUCAAUAUGAUCCACUAUAAUUGACGCCCCAGUUGUGCAAAAUAAAGACUAGACGGUGGCUGACUGACUUUAUGAAUUAAAAUCUACUGCUACUAAUUUGACAAUAACUAAGUGUGAUUAUUCCACCAAUUACCAUUUUUUAUGUUGGGAUUAUAGGAUAUCAAAAGUGAAGUAUAUAUGUUUAUUAUAUGGCAAGCAUCAUGCACUUUCGGUGAAAUGGCGGACUGUGAUCGACUGAGAAGCACUUUCGGUGGUCCAUAUUUCCCCACAAUAGACCGGCGGUCCAUUACGUAAAUACAAACGCAUGCGUGCAUUUUAAAAUAAAACAGCAAAACUAAUUGAAUAUUUGAACAUAAGAUAUCUGCGAAUGGUUUGUGUUGGAAAAGAAGGAAUACAUUGGUAUUGUUUGUUUUCUUCGACCAAAUGUGUACCACGCUACAAAUAAUAAACUUUUUAUCAACCUCGCUUGCUCGGUAUGUACAGAGAAAUACCUCGGUCCGAUAUUUCUCUGUACAGACCUCGCGUUCAGUUAAUUAAUAAGAAGUUAAUAAUGAGUGAUAUCUUCAGUGUACCUGUACAAGUAUCAACCGAAUUGUUGCCAGUACAGUACAGACUGAAUAUAUACAAACUUAAGUCAACUUGUUAAUUAUGCUGUUAAUAUAACAAUAGAGUUUAUUUUCGCGGGCAUGAUUAUCUUUUUGGCCCAAUGAGUUCUGAGGAGGGCCAAAAACAUAUUUUAUGCCCAAGAACAUCGACUGUAUUGAUAUCAAUGCAAUUCAAACAAUAGAUAAUGAAGCUUAAUGAGGUUUAUCAUGCAUCUCAUUAUCUAUCAUCUCAAAUGCAAUUUCUCUAUUUUUUAAGGGUUGGAGACAUAUUGCGCAUUUUUUCAACACAAUCAAUCAACAGUAAGUAAUUUUAAUGAAUUAUAUAGCUCAACAAACGCUGAUACCCUUAUAUACAUAGUGUUUUUAGUGCAAAGUUUCCAUGAGAACUAUAUCUAUAUGUAUCUACUUGGAUGCUGGGACGGCUUUUAAUCAAAAUAGAGGUGUCAAUUAAUGUCAAUGAGAAGGAAAACAAAUGGUUUGCAGUGUUUUGAGUUAAGGGUUGGUGAACAAAUUAUCACUGGAAGAUAAAAGCUGGUUGCUGUAUGGAAACAUUAUUAUGAGGAACUUUAUACUCCCUUAGAUCAUCCUUCUUUUGACAACGACUUAAUGGCGUUCGUAGAAAACCAAAUCAACGCAUACCAAACCGAAAGUCAUAAUUUUGAUGAUCCACUGGAUGGACCCUUUACUGUCGACGUCAGUAAAGUGUGUAAAGAUCUUCCAAACGGUAAAGCUGGAGGCGAAGAUGAUUUAAUAUACGAAAAUGUAAAACAUGCAGACGACGCAUUCUUCACCCAUCUUACUAGGAUAUUCAACGCCAUGCGUCAAAUUGAACAUAUACCAUCAUCAUGUUUGUGGUGUUACACUGAGUGUGCAGCUACACCGGGCAAGCUGAAAAGUUUGCCUGACCAUGACGGUGGAAAUCGAACCCGCGACCUUUGGGAUACUAGUCCAAUGCUCUACCAACUGAGCUAGGGUCAAGUCAAUAGAUACUACGAACUGAUACACACAAGAUUGGAGCCCUUGAGUUUAUGGUUGGAAGCAAAAAAACACCCGUUAAUUACCAGAGAAAUCUUGAACACAAUUAACAUUGUAUGUUGGAAUGUACCCUCUGGAAUGAUUUUACUUAAUGCUGUAUUGGACGGCGACGUGUUUUUUUAAUGCAAAUUAUGGAAACGGUAUUGCCUAGACAUCUGUAAGCAUCUUCUGACAGCACUUACGUUCGCCAUUGCGCACCUUUCUUCAAUCAAGAUGAUGAAGGAAUUUGUCUGUCAUUUAUAAGUGGUGAUAUUCCAUCCUUUAGCGGCUGUGAUGAUGCCAUUCGAGACGACUUCGACAAAUGGUGGCUAAUGGAUUCUUGAUAUACUUGAAGUCAGUACUUUGAACAGUGAAAUUUAUUUGACAAUUUUAAGAUAUUUGACAUAUUUCUUAUAGAUAGACUUAUUAAAAAUAUAUAUGUGAACGAUCUUCCUCAUUCUAUUUCGGAUCGAUCUGCCGUGGCAAUGUUUGCUAACGACUGCACAAGUAUUACCGCGUUCAGGGAAGGAGAUAUCCAACUGAAGAUGUGCGGAAUGAUUUGAACAAUGUCGCAAGGUGGUGCUAUGAUUGGAAGAUGGACCUAAACCAAACAAAAUGGGGAGUUAUGACAAUUACAAGAAGUCGCCAACCAAUCCCUGCAGAAUAGCAACUCCUUAAUUAAUGGUUCUCUGAAACAAAUUAAUUGCCAAAAAGUUCUUCGGAUCAUUGUUGCUAAGGACCUCAAAUGAUUGGUUUAAUUCCACGAGCAGCCUCUAACACCCGAAAUGUCCACGUCCGUACGAUCUGCUCCUUUCCUUAGUUCGGAGCAAGUGUAUGCCAGCUAGGUGUGGGUACCAAAUAGUAAAUAAAAUACUAACAACUCGAACGAGUCAACGUCACGUGACGUGACGAAAUUCAUCCUUUCCCUUCCUUACAGAACAGAUAUAUCAUACAAGAAGCGACUGCAGUCUCUUAGCAUUCUACCAAUUAAUUAUCUGCUACUGGCAGGAACACCCAGAUCUAGUAUAAUGACGUUGAUAUCUCAAUACGAGUUUCUACACGAGAAAUGUUGAUCCUGAUAAUGUUAUUUUACUAACUCAAUCAAAAUGCAGGACUGUUAGUUUCUAUGUGAGAGCUCCUAGCCUUUGGAACGUACAUUCUUCCUGCGUGGUACUUCAAAAUCUUUAGUUUCUUCAAAUCCACAUUAUUUAACUACUACUUCGACCUUGUGGAACAUAUUUACAACCCAAAAACAUUCAAGUCAGUGCACGAAAUGCUACUCCACUCGUCUUCUCGCUAAUUUAUCUGUAAGAACAUGUUGUUGACAGUAAGCCAAAGCCAAUAGUAAUGUAAAUGUAUUGUUGUACCCCGUUAUUAGAGAUUAUCUCUGUGGUCAGUCCCUGCCUGUACUGCAUGUAUGUAAAUUAUAUAGUAUUGUGUAAUGGUUUAGUGGUAUUUAUGUUUGUGUGUGGCAAAUCUUGUAAGUAGAUUAGAAGGAAGAAGGUGCACGCGAAAUGGUGCUUCACACAGUAUUGCGAUUUUGGGGCGGAAAUGCUUGUAGCAGAAUCUAUGAACUCACAGGUUUUACAUCCGAUUAGAAGAAAUGACACACCCGAUUAGAAGAAAUGGAAUUUCAAAACAUGAAAAUUGUUCCUAAUAAUAUCUUUAACCUUGAUAUUGAAUGGAUUAUAUGUUAAUACCAGGAGAAUUUUGGUGUUACCUGUGACAUUGGACACAGGGUCUGUAAGGAUCUCAUGCAGGGGAAUUUGGGAGGCCUUUGAUAUACUUUUACAUGUAUUUCUAAUAUUGCUUCAUCUUUAAUUUUACUUUAUAGUGGCCGAAAUUGAUGAAUUCAGUUGAAGUUCCUUGUGCCUGUACUAGAAUCGAUUUCCGCUAAUUGAUGAAUCAAUUUUUGUAUUAUAGACCGGAUGUUAUGUGUUCACUUCUACAUUUCUCAAGCGUGCUCGUCAAUGAGAUACAUGAAGAGGUAAGGAAUAAUAUAUUAAGAAUUAGGAUAUUAUGUAAAAAGUCAGCUCAAGAUUUUGUUGUUUUAAUUUCAACAUGACACUUUUUCUUCUAUUUAUUAAUCUAAAAUGAUUUCCGUGAUUCAAUUUCAAUAACAGUAUUGUAUUUGUACAAAACAGCGGUCAGCAAUAUACAAGAAUCAGUAGACCAUACCAACAACUGGUCUACUUUCAAUAAUCUUCACCUUAACCUUGACAAAUGUAAAGAACAUCAGAUCUCUUUUAGUAAACAAAGUAGCCAUUAAUUUCCAACCAUUAUCAAUCGGAGAACAUCGUCUCGAACAUAUUACAGAAUACAAAUUGCUUGGCAUGAUUAUCAGUGAUGACCUAAAGUGGAAUAAACAUAUAGAUAACAGUCAGCAGAGCUUCCAAAAGAAUUUAUUUUCUUGUUCAACUAAAAAGAACAAAAGUCGAAGUUAAUAAUCUCGUUAAAUUUUUUAAAACCUGCAUCAGAUCCCUCCUGGAGUAUUGCUGUGCAGUUUUCCACGAUAGCCUUCCUGACUAUCUCCACCUGCGCCUGGAAAGGGUACAAAUUAGCUGUGUGUCCAUUAUUUAUCCCGAAACCGCCUCUCUAGAAAAUGCCAGUCUAUCCAGCCUGAAACAACGGCGAGAAAAGCUUGUAGCCAAAUUAUUCACCAACAUUAUAAAAGACCAAGAUCACCAAAUUAAUUGCCUGUUGCCGAACAAAAAGCGAUCCUGCUACAACUUUCGAAAGAAAAAUACAUUUACUUUACCUAAAUGUCGAACUGAUCGCUAUAAAAACACUUUUAUCCCUGCCAACAUUUUUAAGCUUAGCAAUUAAUCGUAUUCUAAUUUACACUGAAAUUUUUAACUUUUUUAAAUUUGUAAACAAUACAUGCAGUUGAGUAAUGUUUUAUAUAUUUAGCUAUAUAAUUAUUGUAAAAUUGUGUAAUUCAACCUGCUGGUUGCAAGGCAAUUCUAUUAAAAUGAUCUAUCUAUCUAGCUAUCUAACCUCUUCACGACGACAUGUCACAAAACCACAGGCAAUCGAAGUGGUCACAUACUCACUUUUCCAUUGCAGAUAUUACUCUCCAGUGAUUAUAAAUCAAUAUUUUGUAUGCAUUUGGUUGAUUCUAGAUUGUUUUAUUUAAGCAUGGUAACCCCCAGUUUGUGACAUCGUUUACAUGUUCAUAUGUGAAUAAACUUUGCUUUGAAGGGUUGGGAUUAGUCCAAGAUAUUUGCAACCACCACAUUUUUUGAGAAUAGUAAUUUAAUCAGUUUAAGCUUACACUAUGAGAGAAAAACAAAAAGUCAUCUAUUUUUAUUUCUUCAUAGGCCUUAAAUGAAGAUAUUGGCGAAAUGAUAGAGGAUUGGGUUUCGUUUAUUGAGACGUGUGCUCAGUGUGAAGAAAAUGAAAUUAUCAGACUAACGUUGUCACAAGUCAUUGGCUCUGGAAAUGUCACUUUUGUUUUAGCUGAGCCUCUUCAUGCAUUUGGUGAGAUUUGUUGCCUCCGUUAUACGUUGUUAAAAUAUUUGGUUAUUAUUCAAUAUAAAAUAUAUUACAAAGGCCCAUUUUUUUAAUGUUAUGUGUUUAAUUUUUCCACAUGUCGCCAGUCUGGCUUUCUUUUCUGCAUGUUUCUUGGAAUUGGCGAUCGAACAUUUGACAAUUAUAUAAAUAAAACAAGAUGCUCUAUUGUACAUCCAGUCACUGGUUUUAUUAAAAUAGCGGCCUGUUCUAUGAUAGUAGAAGCCUGCCCAAAUUUGACAAUAUAGGCCUAUAUGGGUGCAUGCAAGUAAGUCUAAAAGUAUGUAAUUCGUUGACUGAUUUUAAUUUUUGAUUUAGGGGCACUUCUUUAGGAGCAAAUAUAGAACGGCUCACCUUCCAGACCUAUUUAAUUGCUAUAGUGUGUCGUUCGAUCAUCUAGAUAAUUUUAACAUAUUUAAAAAAAAACGCCUUGCCGAACCAACAUUAAGGGUUUGAAACAAUGCAACAUGGUGACCAGUUUCUGGUCCAGUAGUACGAUCGUAGCUAUACUUGUUUAAAUCAGACACCUUCAGUCGAUGAGUAUGGUGGCCCAUCAUUGUCGCUGCUAAAAUCAUUUUGUCAAUAUUUUGUGGUAGAAUUGUUUUGUUCGAUAUAAUAAACACUUAUUGGAUUCAUCUUCACCCAGUAUGGCAAAAUAUUACGUCUCAACUUCAAUAUUUUAGGCUUGACCCUCGGUCUCGCCCAAUAUUGCAGUCUCGACUUAAUAUUUUGCCAUAUUGAGCUCUGUAGAAUCCAAUAAGAUAUAAUAUCCUGCUAGUAGAGGGCCAAUCAAAUUGCAGAAUAGCUUAUACCUGGUAUUUGUCUAUAUUAUAAUGCUCAGCUCAUGAUCAGCCUCGUUCAAUAAUUAUUUAAUGAAUGCCUCAUAAUAAAUGUUGUUUGUUUUUGUAUCUUUGUAUUAGAAAACCUGACAUUUCGGCUUUGGAAAAUUAUUAUCAAUUUGUUAAUCGAUGAUUCUGUGGAGGUCAAGAUUUCCAUGGCAAGUGGUUUGCCAAACGUAUUACAGUCAGUUGCGCAAGGUAAAUGUGUACCCAUGCAUGCAAGCAAUUCCCAGUAA
Molecule: messenger RNA, 7187 nt
Organism: Paramuricea clavata
Lineage: Eukaryota; Metazoa; Cnidaria; Anthozoa; Malacalcyonacea; Plexauridae
Source: the annotation of a GenBank genome assembly